UCCGUGCUAAUUCACGUUUUUACGAGUCAUAUCGAAACUGAUAAAACUACACAACGUAGUUGAGGAGUUGUCUAGAAAAGGUAACGCUAAAAAUGUUACCUCUUUCCGUGUUUAUUCUCUUUUUGAAUUUAGAGGGUUGUUAAGGUUUUAUCUCGGCUUUAACUGCACUUCCGUGUUUGUUCUUGUGUGACGCUUUCUCUUUUACUGCGGUGUCUGAUUCAGUACACAGACCUCCGUAAAAAACACAUCAGGGUUGGAUGUGUUUUUGGAACCAAAAUGGGAACAAAAUACAGCGUAAACUCAUCUUCGCCGAUACGAAGUUCUGGAGAACCUGUCUUUCCUCUUCCAUUGGACAUAUUGGAGGAAAUCUUCCUAAAUCUGCCCCCUCAACACGUGGUGUGUGUGUGUCGAUUAGUGUGCCGCCAGUGGAAAGAUGUGGCCGACAGCGAGUCUUUCUGGAGAGAAAGAUGUAGGAGAGAGGGAUAUCGUCUCCGUGAUCCUUCCAGAGUUCCCAGCAACAACUGGAGGUUGUUUUACUUCUUGUGCAAGAAGAGGAGAAAUCUCAUAAAGAAUCCAAGAGCAGAAGAUGAAUUUCAAAGUUGGGAAAUACUGAAGAACGGUGGACAUAAGUGGACCAUAGAGGGAUCUAAGGUGCAACAUUCAAAUCCAGCAGUCCAGAAAAACUAUGUGACCUCGUUUGAUUGGUGCACAAAGGUGCAGGUGAUUGAUCUGACGAAAGAAGGUUACAGCCCAUCAUUUAUGGACAAGUUCCAGCCGCCUAUCCGGAUAUCUGACUGGUAUGGGGCGCGUUCAGAUUGUGGAAGCAUCUACAUUAUUUCUGUGCAGCUACUAGAUCACAAGAAAAAUGUUCUGAAGAACUUCAGGCCUCAGGAUGUUACUAUUCCACAGUGGAAUGAUGAGCAGUGGCAUCAAAUGGAGUAUGUCUUCAAGGACUACGGACCAGGAGUGAGAUAUGUCCGUUUCACCCAUGGUGGCAAAGACACACAGUUCUGGGCAGGAUGGUAUGGCAUUCGUGUAACAGAAAGCUGCGUUGAAAUUUGUCCAGCAUUGGACAGCUAGCUUAUUUACGCAACUGUGUUAGGAAUACAGCUCUGAAUAUCUUUGAGUACUUGAGUUAGGAAAAAUAUUAACCUUUUGGCCUUCUAAGCAAUUUUAACUCGGAGACAUCCUGUAAUGUACUGACAAAAAAAACAUGUAAGUCAGGAAGGUUUUUAUUUUUAUAUUGUCUUCAGAUGGAAUUUUUUUUUAUUAUUCUGUGAAAUGACCUCCACACACAUGCCUCAAAAUAUGUCUAAAUCGUACAAGGAUGCUUUGCUAUGCAUAAAGUGAGUUGAUUUUUUUUUUAUAACUUGAAUGUAAAAGGUUUGCAUUUACUUGUUUGUAGAUUUCUCUAUCUGUUACUAGAACUGGACACACUGACGUACUCCUGAACUUUAUCAACUUAUUUAAUCAAAAGUCCAUUCGUCAAUUAAACAGUUACUAACGCAAACAAUGCAACAUAAAUAGUUGGAAUUGCUUCAAGACUGUUUAAAUGUAUGUAUCUAACCUGUUCUGGAAGACAGCACCUUUACCUUUAUUCUUUUUCGAAUUUGCACAUUUAUUUUUUACAAACCGCUGUGUAUUAAAUGCAACCAUUUGCUUUUUCUGACAUGUUAACUGAAUAUGUCUUCAUGGUUAUGAUGCCUUUAUGUAUGUGGUGUUAUUAAUGAAGAGAAACGUCAAACUUUGCACUUUAUGUAAAUACGUAUACUUGGUUUGCAAAAAAACAGCCUCAUGUUAUGCAGCUGUCAAAGCGGCGUCCCUUUAAAAACAAUGUUAAUACUGCAAUUUGAAACGAUGUAUCGGUUAUUGAAGUAUUUGUCAUUGACAGUCAUGAAUAUUUUACCAAGUCCUUGUUAAAAGUGGAUCAUAAUAGGGCAAGUUUGUAAACACAGAUCUCUGCAAUGUUAAAUAGAUAUUACUUUUGAAGCCAUUGUGAAGUAUUCAUAAUGACAUUUUUUGUGACAGCAUAAAAUGACAAUAUGAUCAAGCAGAGAGUUCACAAAAGCUUCCGAUUCAAUAAAAGGUUUUGGCAUAUUAAA
Molecule: messenger RNA, 2102 nt
Organism: Poecilia reticulata (guppy)
Lineage: Eukaryota; Metazoa; Chordata; Actinopteri; Cyprinodontiformes; Poeciliidae
Source: RefSeq, a predicted model, not a curated record